Panicum hallii is the source of this 879-nucleotide messenger RNA. RefSeq lists its product as uncharacterized. Gene Ontology annotation, cellular component: nucleus. The transcript is spliced from 8 exons. Gene Ontology annotation, molecular function: deSUMOylase activity. Gene Ontology annotation, biological process: protein desumoylation. The record is from RefSeq and is a predicted model, not a curated record. NCBI's taxonomy places the organism in Eukaryota, Viridiplantae, Streptophyta, Magnoliopsida, Poales, Poaceae. The coding region runs from base 1 to 567 and encodes 188 amino acids.
AUGGCUGAAUCUUCUCUUGGAGAGUCUUUGAAGCCAGAUGGUUUUGUAAAUUCAUUUGUUAUCUCUGCUUUCUGCUAUAGUCUAUUUAUCAAGCCAAAUGGCCAUCCAGACAAAUCUAAAUGCCACUUCUUCUUCUCAAAUAUUGUUUUGUAUUUCCCAACCUUAUUCAACGAGCACUGGUUCCUUUUUGUUGUUGAUAUCAAAGACAGCAAGUUUGUUUUUCUGGACCCUUUUCAUCACAAAGAUCAUGAGUAUCAAAAGUUUGUCAGAGAUAGAUUGAUUCCAUCUUUCCUGUUCCACUGGGGCAGGUAUAUUCAUGUUGAUAUAAACUUUGAUGGAUAUGACUUGUUGUACCCAGACGUACCCAACCAACCCUCCAAUAAUAGCGUUGACUCUGGAAUCUACACCAUGAUGUUUCUUGAGCAUUGGAAAUCUCCGAGGAUGGUACUGCAUAAUAUUUUCGAUUCCAAAGAUAUCAACAACAUUAGAAUCAAAAUGGCAAAUGAUCUAGUGUUUCUUCCCGGAAACUGUGGAAUGAAGCACUGGGUUCUUGAAUGUGACAUCUAAGCGGCUUCAAACUAGUUGGUAAGGCUGGCCGCCCCUUGGGUUUUACCCUAUCUGGGUCAUUAAGUUCUGCAAGUGUGUGCAUAUAUGUAUUUUGCACCCCCCUCAGCAUCAGCAUUAGCCACCCCUGAUUGUGCAUUGGUUGGAGGAUCUAGGAUAAGCUCCAGGUUUGCUUCUAUUUUGAAGAAUUCAUCAAGCAGGAUAUGUGAACAGAGCGUACCAUCCUUGUUGAACUUCCCGCAUAUGCAGCUGAACUCUUCUCUUCCCUUUGUCAGGAUCGAGCAAGCGGGCACACCUUGAUUGCUUUUUGCCGUG